This is a messenger RNA of Scomber japonicus (chub mackerel), 2580 nucleotides long. RefSeq names its product zinc finger protein 319. The transcript is spliced from 2 exons. The record is from RefSeq and is a predicted model, not a curated record. The coding region runs from base 324 to 2102 and encodes 592 amino acids. NCBI's taxonomy places the organism in Eukaryota, Metazoa, Chordata, Actinopteri, Scombriformes, Scombridae.
UCUCUGCGUGGCGGCUUCCGGUGUCCGUCCGUCUGCAGGAGGAUGGCGUCCGGCUUCACCCAACACAUCCCCUCCACCUCCACCACCAGUCCUCCAUAGCCCCCUAAAAAAAAACACACCGAAGAUUGUCGACUACGAGGCUUGGAUGCAAGAAAAAAGGACGCUCGGGUGUUUACGGCUAUCUCUGAGGACGUGUGUAAUCACAGAAAAAGCACUCGGCUCCUCUCUCUGUGUGUUUUCUGGUUAGACUUUAAAAACCACAUCCAUCGUCUUAAGUUGGGCACUGAAACUCCCCGCACAUCUCCUGCGCACUGAAUCCCUGCAUGCGAAGUGGAAGGAUGACGGAGGCGUGGCAGCAGCAGCAGCAGCAUGCAGUGGCUCCACCUUCUGUAGUGCACACGCUCCCCCCAGGGGCCGACAACCCUCUGGGCUGCACUGUGUAUGGAGUCGUCCUGCAGCCAGAUACCUCGCUGCAGCAGACCCAGCAUGGCCAGCAGCACGCUGUGCAAGCCCAGCAGCCCUCCUUGCAGGUAGGGGGCGAGAGAGGGCACAAGUGUGGAGCCUGUGGCCAUGAUAUAUCUCACCUGGCCAACCCUCAUGAGCAUCAGUGCAUGGUGAACCAAGACCGAUCCUUCCAGUGCACGCAGUGUAUGAAGAUCUUCAGCCAGGCGACGGACCUCCUGGAGCAUCAGUGUGUGCAGGUGGAGCAGAAGCCGUUCGUGUGCGGCGUGUGUAAGAUGGGCUUCUCGUUACUCACGUCUUUGGCGCAGCAUCACAACUCGCACGGCAACGGCAACAACCCGAUGAAGUGCUCCAUCUGUGAGAAGACCUACCGACCCGGCUCUGGAAACGUCACCCCGACCUCGUCGGCUGCCAAUCCCCAGCAGCCCUCCACCGGUGAGACGUCCGGUGGCGGUGCGGCCAUCAGUGCCUCGUCUCCUCCUACGUUUGAGGCCUCUGCACCCGACAGGCCAUACAAGUGCUCCGUGUGCCAUAAAUCCUUCCGGCAUUUGUCAGAGCUGACCCGCCACGAAAGAGUACACACUGGUGAGAAGCCAUACAAAUGUGACACAUGUGAUAAAAGCUUCAGCCAGUCUUCCCACCUGGCGCACCACCAGCGUACGCACAGUUCUGAGCGGCCGUACAAGUGCGCUGUGUGCGAGAAGAGCUUCAAGCACCGCUCUCACCUCGUACGGCACAUGUACGCUCACUCGGGCGAGCACCUUUUCAAGUGUAAUUUGUGUGAGAUGCACUUUAAGGAGUCAUCUGAGCUCUUGCACCAUCAAUGCCAGCCAGAAGGGGAACGGCCUUUCCGCUGCGGCUCCUGCGGAAAGAGCUUCAAGCGCCCGUCUGACCUGCGGCAGCAUGAACGCACCCACUCAGAGGAGCGACCUUUCCAGUGCGAGGAGUGCCAGAUGAGCUUCAAGCAGCAGUACGCCCUCGUUCGCCACCGGCGUACUCACAAAAACCCGGCCGAUCGCCCUUUUAAGUGUAACCUGUGCGAUAAAGGGUUCCUGCAGCCAUCCCACCUGCUCUACCACCAGCAGGUUCACGGCAUGGAGAGUCUGUUCAAGUGUGCGUCCUGCCAGAAGUCGUUCAGCCAGUCGGGAGAACUGCUGCGGCACAAAUGCGGCGGCGAAGUGGAGAAGCCCUACAAGUGUGACGUGUGUGGCAAAGGAUACAAAAAGAAUUCAACUCUGCAGCGCCACCAAAACUCGCACUGCACAGAGAAGCCGCUGAAGUGCUCGCUGUGCGACAAGCGCUUCGUGUCGUCCUCCGAGUUCGUUCAGCACCGCUGCGACCCGACCCGCGAGAAGCCGCUGAAGUGUCCCGACUGUGAAAAGCGCUUCAGGUACUCGUCGGAGCUGCAGCGCCACCGCCGCGUUCACACCGGGGAGAAACCUUUCAAGUGCGCCAGCUGCGACAAGAGUUUCAAGCAGCGCGAGCACUUGGCCAAGCAUCAGAGCGUGCACUCGCGGGAGACGCAGUUUAAGUGCGUGUGGUGCGGCGAGCGCUUUGUCGACCUCACGGCGCUGCAGGAGCACACGGUGCAGCACACCGCCGAAGGGGAGAGUUUCCCCGAAGCUCCCUGCAUCCCAUGAAUUACACUGCUCUGUCAGUCCAUGGGGCAGCAGACAUGACAUUCGCCCUGAAAGUAACGUGUGCCAGCCUCCGCUCUCCCAUUUCUAGUUUCUAACAUGCACCCGCUAAUUAUGUUUAAUAAUUUUUAGUAAGUUAAGACUUUAAAUCAUCCUCAUUGUUCUUUGAGUAAAAAGGCAAAACACCCUAAAAUCGAUAGGAGGGAUUAGGAACCCUUUAUUUAGUUUCAAACUAUAAAAAACUUGAACAGAACUGAAUGAAAAAAGGCUUGUGAUGUAAAAAUGUGGCAAGAUCUUGAUUUUGUUUAGUACUGAGUGUUGGGACCUUCUUCUGUGGUUGCAUGUGAUCGUCUGUUUUUUGUAACUGUUGAUUCUGUUGUUGAGAAAGUCGGCGAGAACCUCCAGACAGUCGUCGGAUACGUACGUGUGUGUGCUCAUGUGUAAAACUCCUCUAAAAAUCCAUGUGCCUUUUUUUUUUUUU